UACGACGAUGCGGUAUUCCAAGCUGAAUUAUGAAGCAGUUUAAAUAAAGGAAAUACUGGAUUAAAUGCAUUCAAAUGUAUUUCCCUUCACCGUCAAUGAAUAUUCUUGGACUGUGAUCACUACGAAGGCGAGAGGUUGGCUUUGAGAAGGAAAAUCCACUUCCUUGUUUGUUUUGUAUUGAUUUUGGUGUUAGCCAUCCAUCGAAUAGCUAAACGUUAUCUCUGUUAACGUUAGAUAGAUAGCUACAAGCCUCUCAGCAAACCGCUUUGUGGCUAUGACUACGGAUCUUUUAUCUGACUUGGAUAGUCGUUUCUUCGCUGACAACCUUCUCACAAGCGAAGACUGGGAUGCCUGCCUUUACCAGUGUGAGAGCAUGGAGGAAGGAGAGGAAAGCGAUUACAGCGCAGGACUGAAAUAUAACCCAUCGUUCCACAAUGACCUCGUGCUGACCCUCGAUCCCGACAAUCCCACGUCGCCAUGGAAGCACCUCAGCGACAACCUCCUCACAGGUGAUAUGCCUGUUGUCAAGGAGGAGAUGACCUUAACACAGCCUCUGCCUGUCGACAUGCUGUUUCAGGUGAAGGCGGAGCCUCCUUCUCCAAGCUCCUCCCCAGGUUCAGACGCUCCUUCUCCAGACACACAGAUUACAGUGAAAGGGGAGAACCCCCCCACCCCUCCCUACAUGUUUGGGGAUGUUCUGUCCCCCCCGCUGAGCACUAUGGAGGUGACGGUGUCGGCGCCGGCCCCCCCACACCCCCCCUCCACCCCCACCCCCACCCUGCCCUCAGGGCCCAGCAUGCCCCUCCAUGCAGCUCAGCCUUCAACCCUCAGCCAGCCCCAGCCCCUGGGCAGCAUCGACCCCUCCACACAAGCCACAGUUAUUCCGUGUGUGGCGAAUCAGAAGGCCAGCUCCAUCCUGAGCAGCAAGCCUCCCAUCCAGCCUCGUCCAGUGUGUGUUGCAGCGCUGCCCAUUCCCCAGGCGCCCAGCCCAGCUAAAGCCCUCAUCCUGCAGGGACAGAGCCGACCAGUGGUCAUCUCUCCGUCCGUCUGCCUGGGCUCCGCUCCGGCCAUGGUGAAGAUGGAGCCUGUAUCUCCCAGCAUGCCUCACUGCGCUAACGCUGCUACGCUACCGGGUAGCAAGCCCAUCAUCCCCGCAUCAGCACUACCUGGCAACACGGACAUCGACAAAUGUGCGUUUGAAAAGUCAUGGCAAGGAACCCUGACCUUUGUGGCUCCGCCCUGCUCGCAGAUGAAGGUUCUGAAGAGGCAGCAGCGGAUGAUCAAGAACCGCGAGUCUGCGUGCCAGUCGCGCAAGAAGAAGAAGGAGUACCUGCAGAGCCUGGAGGCCCAGCUGAGGGAGGCGCAGCUGGAGAACCAGCGGCUCCGCCGAGAGAACCAGGCCCUGAGAGAACGCCUCGGCUGCAAGGAGGGAGGUGAAUCGAACAACAACAAGAGGGCCGUGUGUGUGAUGGUGGUGCUGCUCUUCAUCACUUUCAGUUUCGGCCCUGUCAGCAUCACGGACAGGAAGUUGGAGUCGGCGCUGCAGGACAGCUUGUCGGGCCACACGGGGAGGCACCUGCUGGCGUUCGAGGAGGAGCAACAGCUCAACCAAUCCCGCGCCAGUGAGAGGACGGCGCCCGCCGAGGGGACGCUGGCCGAGGAGGAGGGGGGGCAGGACAGGUGGGGGGCCGACGCGGACCCCUAUCAGUUCAGGAACCUGAGCAGUGUGUUCAGCGAUAUGAAGGAUUUGGUUCUGCAGGACAUUGACCGGUACUUCAACUCUCCUGACUGCAGGCAGUUCAACCGCUCUGAGUCCCUCAGGCUUGCUGAUGAGUUGAGAGGCUGGGUCCACCGCCACCAGAUCGACCGCACCAAAUCUGGAGGGAAGCCCAAGAUCGUCAAGAAGCCCAAAGUAGCACAGCAGAAAACUCAGCACAGGAAGACCAACUUCUCCCGAUACCUUCCCAUUCAGGCACACAGAUCCAUUGAGAGCCAGCUGCAGGUAUUCCCCGGCCCAGAGAUCAGCUACAGCGAUUUCCUGGACGCCAUCGACCGACGAGAGGACACCUUCUACGUGGUGUCCUUCAGACGGGAUCACCUGCUGUUGCCUGCCAUCAGUCACAACAAGACGUCGCGGCCCAAGAUGUCUCUGGUCAUGCCUGCCAUGUCCGUCAACGAGUCUCUGUAUAACUCCUCUGGUGGCUAUGAGAUGAUGAUGCAGGUGGACUGUGAGGUGAUGGACACUCGCAUCGUCCCCAUCAAGGCCUCGGCCGUUCCCCCGUCCCUGCGCGAGCCGCCCCGGCCUCCUCCCGCCCACCAUCACCACGGCAACCACACCUCCCUCAAGGGCCGUCACCACGCCAACGGGGCCGCGUCGCCCCGGCAACCCUUACCUGUGAGGAGGAGGGGCUACCUCCUCAGCCAGGGGGGAACAGAUGUGUGAGGAAGAGAGGGAAGAGAGAAACGCGCACGAGGGAAAAACAGGGAGUUUGUUUUGGCAACGCAGGAUGGAAAGAAGCCCUGCAGAGGAGAGGAUGUAAAAAGUGAAGGUUGCUCAAGACUUAAAAAGAAAUUUUUUUUUGUUUUUUUUUGGUCGUUAUUUCCCCCCCCAAGCAAAUAGCAGAGUACCAUAAGUGGUGGGCCAUAACCGGUAGACCUGCAUUCCACAUCAGCCUGAAAAGCCACUGUUAAGGUUUAAAGCAGUAGCCCACACAACAUACAAUCUGAACCCAGGCCAUCACCUGUAAUCGCCCCCCUCAGACCAAACACACACAACUCAGCAGGCCACACUCUCGUAUCUUAUUUAUUAUAAAGUGGUAUGAAUCUCCUCUUAGAUAUAUGUACGUAUAUCUUAAUAUAUAUACGUUAAUUCCAGCCCCAUCUUUAGUGUCCUGCGCUCCCAGACCUUGACCUUGACCUUGUAGAGUGUGGCGUUCGGCCGCGCCGUAGGCAGUCGCCAUGGUAAGGUGGCGGCUGUGUCGGGGGGGUGUAGUCGUAGGGCUUCUGUGUAGCCUGUGUUUUGUGUAUUUGCUCUCAAUACUGUGAGGUGUUUUUUAUUUUGUCUUUUGUUUUUUCGUGUUUUUGUUUUGUCUGUUUAUGUUUUUGAUUAUUUUAUAAAUGUAUUUGUUACUUUGUAAAUGGCUUUUUAUAUUUUUUUGGAGGGUGGGGAGUAUUUAAUGUGACCAUGUGCUUUAAGAUAGUUGUACAUAUUGGUGAUUAUUAUUUUUUAUUUUUAUUUUUCUGUUUUGUACAUGAUUGAGUUGAAUUUUGUUCUGUUGUGUUGUAUUGCUCCUGGUUAGUCAGUUGUGCCGGUGCUGACUGCCUGUACAUAGUACAUGCCAUAGACAUAUGUACGUGCUGUAUAUAUAUAUAUAUAUAUCUAUGGUACAUGCCCUGUACGACAGGAGCUCUCGGAGUCCUCCAGCUGGUCCGCUCUGUGGACAUAAAGCGGAGACUUCCUCUUGACGCCCUGCGGCACAAAUUCUGUGGUAAACUCUGCAAAUUCAGGCGGAGAGACACUGACAUACUGUUUUCCCGCGUUUGCCACUGUAACGUUGCUAUAAACUUCUAGCAAAAAGCAUCAGACGUUUGAAUAGGGUCAAAACAUGACCCUAUAUUCGUUUGGGAUAUACUACCAUCACCAAGCAAGUCCAACCUGUACGGAGAUCAGGUUUGCCAUUUUAGUUUUGGAGCACGAAAUGCGAUCGUCCGACCUGUUCCUGAGGAUUUGUGCGUUCCGGUCUUUAGUACAAAAAGACGUUAGCAUUUACAGUGCGCCCGACUUUGCCUGUAGGGGGCAGUACGUUAAUGCAUCACUCAGCUCUUCCGCCAUAUGCCUCAAAUUGACAUUUAUAAUCAUCUGAUGAUAUACUGUAGUUCCAAGAAGUGUUUUCUAGCACCUCUUACAACUCAGUGAGAAUUAUAUUACAUUUUUGCAGCAACAAAUUAGGCAACCAAAAUAUCUCAAUUACAGUGAAUUUCACACUCUGUAAUGUUGCAAAUAUUAUGUAAAAUAAGACUUUGUUGUUUAUAGUCAAUUCCAGUCUGUUGAUAUCGGUUGUUUUUUUGCAUUCGCUUUGUAAGCUUCCUCUCCUGUUUUCUUCCCUCGAUCGCCAGACUCUGAUUAGACGUACGGGAGACCAGUAGGUUUGGUGAGUGUCUUUGUCCGAUGCCAAACCACAUGAGCAGACAUGUGGGGGACCAUUUCAGUGCCCCAUUGUGUUCUGUCCAGUCAGUUUUGUACUGUGUAAAUGAUGAAAGACAGGAUGGCAUAAAUUGUGGCUACAAACUGUAUUUUCACCCUGUGGGGUUGAGUUGUUUUUGUUUGUUUUUGUUUGUUUGUACAAGUGUGAUUGACAGAAUGUGUGUUUCUGAGUGCAUGUGUAUAUGGGUAAGUGUGUGUACGCCCAUAGUAUGAUUCUGUUAUAACGUUUUCCUUGUUUGUGAAACAUGACAUUUUGAGUCUUUAGUGAGUAGUUCAAGAACGUAGACAUUCCCUCCAAAAAUCACUGACACACACACAGACAUACACACAUACACACACCCUUCAAACAAAUCACAUGUCCUGAUUAAGACUUAAUGGGUUUUGUUGAAAGAAUUCUGUAAUAUUUUGUGUUUGUUCUUUUCGCAUGGAGUCAGAAGGUUUGUUAGAGAAUUGUAAAUAUGUUCAGAGCCCCUGUGUCAUUUUUUACAUAAUUGUACUAUUUAAAAGAUUGCUUUUCAUGAAGAGUCCAAUUUAAUUCCUUUUUUUUUCUUUGAUUGAACAAGAUUUUUGAACUACUGCCUUUUCUCUUUGUAGAGGAUAAAAAUAAAAGAUUUAAAUAAAAUAACAAAUAUUUAAAAAUC
Sardina pilchardus (European sardine) is the source of this 4845-nucleotide messenger RNA. It is a transcript of the gene atf6b, whose product is annotated as activating transcription factor 6 beta. NCBI's taxonomy places the organism in Eukaryota, Metazoa, Chordata, Actinopteri, Clupeiformes, Clupeidae. The transcript is spliced from 17 exons. Bases 275 to 2443 code for a protein of 722 amino acids. Gene Ontology annotation, cellular component: nucleus. The record is from RefSeq and is a predicted model, not a curated record. Gene Ontology annotation, molecular function: DNA-binding transcription factor activity, RNA polymerase II-specific; RNA polymerase II cis-regulatory region sequence-specific DNA binding. Gene Ontology annotation, biological process: regulation of transcription by RNA polymerase II; endoplasmic reticulum unfolded protein response.